AUGGGUUGGGCCAUAGGUUGCGACACUGGCUGUGCCAUAGGCGCGCCGUCGCGGCGCGGCGCCGCCGGCGGCCUGUGGGGCGAUGCCCUGCAGGACCGGCCCCGACUCGACCUCCUCAACGAGCGGGCGGGGCUGGGCGACGUUGGAGCGGCCGAGGCGAUCUUCUUCAGCCUGAACAGGUCCGACGACAGGAGCAGCAUCAUGACCAUGCUGUGCAACACGGUGCUCAAGUCGUACGCCAACGCGGGCGAGCUCGACAGGUCUGCGGCGUGGUACUCCCGGAUGCGGGCGUGCUCAGUGCGCGUCAACGUGAAGACCUUUGGCAAGCUGAUUGCGGCGGCCGCGAAGGCGCAGGAUGCCGACGCGAGCCGCAGCUGGUUUGAGACCAUGGCGGGCCACUUCGUCCCGAACGUCGUCGUGAUGAGCACGGUGAUCAACGCCUGCGCGCAGGAAGGGCUGCACGAGGAGGCGGCAAGGUGGCUGCGCGACAUGGAGGGAAGGGCGCUGCGGCCGGACGAGUUCUCCUACAGCUGCGCCAUCGGCGCCUGCGCCCGGGCCUCGCAGGCGGGCGCCGCGGAGGGGUGGCUCGCGGAGAUGGGGGCCCGGGCGCUGAGGCCGAACCUUGUGUCGUACAGCGGCGUGGUGGACGCUUGCGGGAAGGCGGGCAAGUUCGAGGCUGCGGCUGAUUGGCUCGGACGGAUGGAGGUCGCGGAGGUUACGCCAGAUGUCGUAUCCUACGGUUGCGUCAUCGAUGGCUUCGCCCGGGCCGGCAAGGCCAAGGCUGCUGCGGAGUGGCUCGCAAGGAUGGGCUCCAGAGAGGUGCAGCCGAGCGAGGCCGCGUGCAAUAGCGUCAUCGCCGCGUGCGCCCGGGUUGGUCACGCCCGCAGGGCGGCGGAGUGGCUCGGCGCCAUGAGGGCCAUGGCGUUGCGGCCGGGCGCGGUGUCCUACAGCGCGGUGAUCAGUGCUUGCAAAACUGCUCGAGAAGCGGAGGCGUGGUUCGGCAGAAUGGUCGGCGAUGCCGUGGAACCCGACGUGACCGCGUGCACGGGGGUGAUUGUCGCCUGCGCCAGGAUGGGGAGGGUGGAGGAGGCGGUCGGCUGGAUGCGGAGAACGCGGGACUGCGGGCUGCAGCCCAACGAGGUCUCCUACAACAACGUCAUCCACGCCUGCAGCCGGGCCGCCGCGCCCGAGGAAGCGGCCGCGUGGUUGGGCAGGAUGAGGGGCGCCUCGCUGGAGGCGAGCGUGACCUCGUUCACGAACGUGAUCGGCGCGCACGCCCGGGCGGCUCUGGCCGCGGGCGCCCUGGAGUGGCUGGGCAGGAUCGAGGCGGGCUCCCUGAGGCCGAACGUGCUGUCGUACACGAGCGCCAUCGAGGCGUGCAGCCCCAGGAGCUCGGGCGCAGAGGCCAGAGACCACUGUUCGGGCGCCGUUGCGAGCGUGGAGCACCUGCUCCGAAAGAUGCACCUGAAUCGCGUUCGCCCAGACAAAGUCUUGAUGGCCAAGAUCGUCCGCGUCUGGGGACCCGAGUGCUUGAGCGAUUGGCAUUCGAGGGGGUGGCUCCCUGUUGACUCGUAUCGCGUGACAGCGAAGCGGGAGGCACAGCUCACGCGGCGGACAGAGCAGCGCAAGCCGUCGCAUCGAGAAGCCGGGGAAAAAGACGCGUGCCAUGGGCAGCGGGAAGUCAUCCCACCUGGUGGAUUUGGCAUCCGAUGCGUUCGAUCCCUGGCCUGA
Molecule: messenger RNA, 1731 nt
Organism: Prorocentrum cordatum
Lineage: Eukaryota; Dinophyceae; Prorocentrales; Prorocentraceae
Source: the annotation of a GenBank genome assembly